Messenger RNA from Pantherophis guttatus, 7770 nucleotides. It is a transcript of the gene RAPGEF5, whose product is annotated as Rap guanine nucleotide exchange factor 5. Gene Ontology annotation, molecular function: guanyl-nucleotide exchange factor activity. Gene Ontology annotation, biological process: Ras protein signal transduction. Lineage: Eukaryota; Metazoa; Chordata; Lepidosauria; Squamata; Colubridae. Gene Ontology annotation, cellular component: plasma membrane. The record is from RefSeq and is a predicted model, not a curated record.
AGUAGGGAAAGGUGGAAGCCAUAAGAAAGAUUAGGUUCCUGGCGCAUUAUCUGCACCUGAGCAGUAAACGCCUUAUCCUGAGUAUUUUGGUUAGGAAAUCGACCUUUUCGCACAAUUUGAUUUUCGUGCAGGUGGAGAGCAGGGUGUAUGCGGGGUUCUUUCUCUUUUCCUUCCCAAUUCCCGUGAGGAGGAGGAGAAGGAGGAGGAGGAGGAGGACGCCACUGCUGCUACGCCAAUUCAUUUGCCUGAAACUCGUGUUUUGCAUAACAAGAGAAAGGUGUGCGUCGUGCAUGCCCGGGGACAAGUGCUGAGCAGCGGGGGAGGAGGCUUCUCCGGCAAGUAGCAUGCAUGGCUGGGAGCUCCGUUAAGAUGCAACCUGCGUGUGACAGGGCCGACUCGCUGCUCCAUGACCGUAACGCCACAGACACCAGAGGCCAGGAGCAGCAAGUGCAGUUGCGGCAGAAGCUGAGGGAACUACCGACGCUGCUCCGGAGUGGACUCACGCUGCGGAGAAAACGCUCAGACGGCGGAGGCCGGAUUGUAUCUAGGAGAAUUUCAAAUCCUUAUGUGGAAAAUCCUCCUAAUAAGAUUUAUGGAGAGGAUGCCUUGUGUGCUGGAAGAGCUCUCAGAAAUUUUUUUCUGUUACAAGCUUCUGCUCUGAUAAAAGAUAGAAUGUCUCUGACAGGGCUUUGCAGGCAAAGUUGCAUUGGAUCUGAACUGGUAGACUGGCUUUUGAAGUGCUGUACAUUCAUUAAUAGCAGAUCUACCGCAGCUGGUAUCUGGCAGCUACUAUUAAAUAUGGGAAUUGUGUUUACAGUGGAUAAGCAGAUAUAUUUUCUAGACAGGUAUGUUUUCUACCAGUUCUCAUCUGAUGAAUGCACAUACCUAUUCUGUGAAUAUGAAGGAGAAAAAGGAUGGAAAAAUGGUGUGAAAUUUCUACUGAAGAUGGUGCCUGCUACUUCUCCAAGCAUGAAUACGUGUAAGCUGGAUAACAGAAGAAUAGAAGAAACAGCUGAAAGCAAUGCAGAAAUUCUUGCUCGUCUCACAGCAGCAAUGCAGAGAGAACUGGCAACUGUUCUGGCUAUGAAAGCAAGAAAAUCAGCAAUGAAUCAAAGUUAUGACAUCUGCAGUGGAGAGGCAACAGUGCAUAAACCGUCGAAGGAUAUCUGUGAUGCACAGGCAGGAAUUAUGUGCAAGCUUCAAGAACGAGAAGAUGUUGGGCACAUCGAACUUGUCCAGAAAUUUGCAAAAGAAAAUGGUCAUGUUCCACAGGCAAACAAAAGAGAACCAGGGAAUAUAGACCAGCCGGAUGAUGAAGUGACCACUGUUCAAGUGAAGGAACUGGACCAAGAUGUGCUGGUGCUUAGGAGAGUGUUGUCACAGAGCCCAACCCCCAUAUCUGGGAGUGCCGAGAAUGAUUGGAGAUAUGUUGUGGUGUCAGGGACACCAGAGAAGAUUUUGGAGCAUCUCCUGAAUGACUUGCACCUGGAAGAAGUACAGGACAAAGACACAGAAACUCUUCUGGAUGACUUCCUCCUUACAUAUACAGUCUUCAUGACAACAGAUGACUUGUGUCAAGCUCUGCUGAGACAUUAUUGUGCUAAGAACCAUCAGGACAAGGAUGAAAUUGUUGAUAUUCCCUGCAGAAAGAGAAAAGUCUUGCAUUUGGUGUCACAGUGGACUUCACUGUACAAAGACUGGUUGCAUGAAGAUGAACAUUUAAAGCAGUUUCUUAAGACAAUAUAUAGAAAUGUGUUAGAUGAUGUGUAUGAAUACCCUAUAUUGGAGAAAGACCUGAAAGAAUUUCAGAAAUUACUUGGAAUGCAUCGUCGUCACACAGUAGAUGAAUAUUCACCUCACAGAAAGCAUAAAGCCAUUUUACAUCAAUACAGCCUCAAGCAGAACUGGCUUCAGACCAGAGAAUCUGUGAAUGAAACAGAAGAAGUUUUUUGCCGUGUGUAUAUAACACAACAUUCUUACAUCAGUAUAAAAACUAAAUUAUCCAGUUCAGUUCAAGAGAUAUUGAAAAUUGUAGCAGAGAAGCUCCAACAUUCUCAGGAAGAUCUGGCUCUAGUGGCGCUUUCAUUCUCUAAUGAAAAACAUGAAUUACGACCAUAUGAUCUAGCAAUCUCCAAAUCUCUUGAGUUAUCUGCUCGUAUGUUUGUAUUUCGAAAGGAUCUGGCAGAUACCUUGAUCCCUUUUACUGAAAAUGAGGAAAUCCACCAAGGAUCAAUGAAAAUUCUGGGGAUUAACACCUGGGACCUUGCUUUAGAAUUAACAGUUUUUGACUGGAAUCUUUUCAAUUUGGUUCAUGAACAAGAACUGAUAUAUUUCACCUUCAGCCGACAAGGAAAUGGGAAAAACACUGUGAAUCUUAGUCUUCUGCUUCAAAGAUGCAAUGAAGUUCAACUUUGGGUUGCCACAGAAAUACUACUCUGCAACCAGCUCUGUAAACGUGUACAGCUAGUGAAAAAGUUCAUUAAAAUUGCUGCUCACUGCAAAGCCCAGCGAAAUCUGAAUUCAUUUUUUGCCAUUGUCAUGGGGCUCAACACUGCCUCUAUCAGCCGGCUUUCUCAAACAUGGGAGAGAAUGCCUGGAAAGUUUAAGAAGCUCUUUGCUGAACUUGAAAGUUUGACAGAUCCCUCUCUGAACCACAAAGUCUAUAGGGAUGCAUUCAAGAAAAUGAAGUCCCCAAAGAUCCCCUUCAUGCCUUUACUCCUUAAAGAUGUAACAUUUAUACAUGAAGGAAACAAAACAUUUCUGGAUAACCUUGUAAAUUUUGAAAAGCUGCACAUGAUUGCAGACACAGUCCGAUCACUGAGGCAUUGUAGGUGUAACCAAUUUGGAAAUGAUAUACCUUCCAAAGAACAUGAGGAAUUGAAGUCCUAUGUCCAUCAUUUGCAUAUCAUUGACAACCAGCAGAUGUUAUUUGAGCUUUCUCACAGGAUAGAACCUCGUAUAUGAAUUCAUACUUACAUAAUUCCAGCACUUUCAGUUCAGUGAAUAUUUAUGUGCCAAGUAUCUUGUUUUCCUAAGUAAUUGAUGAUUACUGAGUUUUAUCAGUAAUUGGUGCCACAGUACAUGUUGGCCUCUCAUGCAAAGCAAGAGGAAAUAAUCUUCACAACAACCUUACAAGACGAAAAAUGCCAAAUCUACUUAGCUACAGAGUGAAGAAAUGAUUCGCCAUAUUGAAAAGCUUGUUUUUCUUGAUUUUUUUUUGUUCAAAUAGCUUUCAGUCCCAACUCAGUGUUAAAUUGAAAUAAAAUGUUCUACCCUUAUAAGGGUCUAGCACAGUGGUGGGUUCUAACCGGCUUUACUACAGGUUCUCUUUGUGCACGUGCUUCAUGCGCAAUCGUCUCUUGCGAUCGCAAGAGGGUGUUACGAAUCUGCACAGCUGAGGUGCGGCACCUCUCAGCUGGGCUAAAAAAGAAGAAAUAAAAGGUAGGAAUAACGCGGGGGCGGGCGGAAGGGCCCAGCUUCCAAAGAAAGAGAACUGGUUCGGUGAUGUUAUAUCAUCACCGCUACUGGCUCGGCCGAACCAGGAGGAACCCACCACUGGUCUAGCAGCACUGUUUUGAGAAAAGAUGUUCAUAAUUUGGCACAUGGGGAUAUACCUCACUAAUCAUAAGCUGCCCUAAAGUAUUGACUGUGGUGCCAAAAAAAAGUAGUAGGGCAGGUAUUGAUGAACUAUCCCCAAGAUAUGUGCUGGCAUCCACUUCAAGCUUAAAGAAAGACAAAUUGUUAGAAUAUAGAUACCCAAUAGAAUUUAACAAAAUGUAAAAUUUAAAACAAGCAUAGUUAAUACUUGAUUUAACAUCUUGUACAGUAUUUCAAAAUGUGCUGCCUAAUAAAGCAAAAUGUCACAGCAUCAAUUAUGGUAAUCUAUGAUGUGCUUUCAUGCUGGAUUAGAAUUUAGAGCACUCUGCCUUUAAUACUUCUUAUGGGUAAUUCUUUUUAAACUUUAGAACCACUUCAGUUUUUUGGUCCUUUCCUUGGUACCGGAAUGCUAUUAGAAGCAAGCAUGUCCUGCCUAUAGCUUUAUUUCAAAUGAAUAUAGUUUGUUUUACUUCUCUGUUCACUUCACUGUGCUAUUACUAAUUACUCUUAUCUUCAGACUGGUGCAAGUUUAUUGCAGAACAGUACUAAAUUGGUAAAGAAGAACCUAUCAUAUUGUGGGGCUGUUGUUUGCAACUCGAAAAACUACAGUGGAAUCCUCAGAAUUACUUUUUUUAAAAAUGAAAGUAACUGCCCACUGCCAUUAUUAAGGUUUAAAGUGGUAAUAAUUACUAGCUAUUAAAUCUGAUCUUAUUUAUAAAUCAUAAACAUAAUUUGCAAAUAAAAAUGAAAAAAGUUCAUACAACGUAUUAAGCCAAAUUCAUGAAUCUGACCAUAGAGGAAUUAUACUUUAAGAAACAGACAUAUUGUUGUUUUUUCCUUGCAAGGUUAAAGGCUGAGAUUGAAUUCUAAUUUACAAGAUGAGGAGGACUCUACCAUAACAGAACUUUCAUUGGAAAUGAAAUGGAUGAUUCUUAAAGUCUGUCAGAAAAAAAAAUAUGUUAGCAUUCUUUCAUCAAGGGGCAAUUACAAAAGAGAGUAUGUGAAGAUUUGGGGGUUUCAUACUGACAGCAGACUUUCAUUCACAUUCCUGUAAGGAUGAGUUAUGCUGUCAAAUCACAGCCUAAUGGAGCACAGAAAACUAAACUCUUGAUUUCACGAGUAAUACUUUCUAGCAACUUGUAUGACACUUGCAUAACUAUUUUAAUCAGCAUAUUCAUUCUGGAUGCAUCAUGGUAAUCUAUGAUUUUUUUAAAAAAAAAAAGUUUUCCGAAGAGAAAGAUUUAAAACCUGUGCAACAAAUAUGUGAGACAAUCACAUAUUUGUUGCAAUGUAUUUGAAUGUAAUUUGAACAUGUGACUUAGAAGUGAAAGCUUUGGUGUAAUAAUUCUUGUGCCUCAGUUUUCAUGUUGAGAUAUCAAAACUAGGCUUACAUUCUUGAAAACAUGUUUGCAAUUUGUUCCUCUCUUCAGAAUGUCUUCUUUAUCCCUCUAUUAAGUAUUCUCAAGAAAUUGCCUAAGAAAUGCAGUAUAAAUAGAAUGUAUUCCACUCUGUAAAUGGAAUGCAUUUCACUGUGAAAAUCUAUUUAUAUGCAGCUUUAUACAAAAUAGACUUUUAUAGUAUCACAGGACCAUACUGAUUGACAAGAAAGGCUAUGUUAAAAAUUAGGCCUCCCUUUUGAAAACAUCUGAAUUAUUUUCUUUGUUGUACUGCCUUAGAUCACAUUUAUUCAAGAACUUUUCUACACGAGAUCCUUCAUAGAAGAUUGACUGUUGUUGGCAGACAAAAUCUGUUUUAAGAGAUAAGGAAUGCUUUUUGUUUGCAAUGAAGUAGAAUGUUUUUCCAUUAGAUUUGGCUUUUAAUAAAAUUGAAAAUCCUGUACAGGUAUAAUAUAAAGAGAACAAUGUACAUUUCUGAACUUACUAUACUGGUUAUCCAAUGUCUUCUGGGAAUUAUUUGAUAGAAAUUAUAUUAUUUUCUAAGGUAGUUGAACAAAUUAGAAACAGCAUAGACAAAUUAUUUAUUUUCAGGAUGUUUUUUUUUAUAGCAACUUAGCUGAAGAAGCAGUAUGUUUGUUAAUUGCAGAGUAACUGUUUGGUUUGGCAGUAGGAGUUGUAGUAAAAAUAUGUUAUAAGCUUUAUUUUUAUCCACACACAAAAAUAGCAUUUGCAGUUGGAGAAGUCUCAAUUGUUGUAAAUAAACUUUCUUUGCGCACAAACAAACCACACCUUUAGGAAUGGAAUUGAACAUUUUGAGAAAAGGCAUUGCAAUUUGUUUUGUUUCAUAACCACUAAAAGGUAUAUUUGGAGGGAAGAAUUAGAGCUUUUGUUUAAUUCAUAUAUUAGGAUGAGCCUCUGUUAAGUGUUUGAGUUUAAACCUAUAAAAUAAAAUUUCUACAUUUGUAGUUCUAGAAUAAACGUAACUGGAAAAGGUAAGAUUUGCAGGGAAGAAUUAGUAGAUUAAAAAACUAAUGAUGUGUAACACGAAGUGGCUGGUUCUUAUUUUUAGAUAUUGUCUUGCCUUUACAGAUCCAUUAACAGCUUCAUAUAAUUGCGUCUUUAGACUACAAAAGAUUAAUAGGAAUUCAAAUCUGGCUUUUCUGUUUUGCUAUCAUUCUGAAACCUGUUUACUGCUUUUAAUGAGCAAGCUUAAUGUUUAGUGAAGUAAACCAAAAACUGGACAUUUUUCAAACCUCGUGAGCUGGACUAUCUGGUGCAAGAUGUUGUAAGCAGCAUUACUUGAGUUCUUCAUUUCAGUGGCCUCUUGGUCAUUAUUUAGCCAAAUUCAGAAUUAUGAGCCAAAUAUUUCCUAAGAGUAAGCUAUGGUUAUCACUUGGGUCUCAUUUUACCUAUGCAAGACUAUAUAGCAGUCAACUGGACUUUAGGUAAUUUAAGCUUUAUUAAAACAAGGGAAAACAAAUAUAUUGAUUUAGGGCAAUAUUACCUGCUAUACAGUGGAGUUUUUUUUAGUCCAGUAACUUCAUUUAUUACUUUAGAGCUAAAUAACUAGAUAAUUGUAUUUCUGUGGAAGUACAUUCUGACUGUAGUUUGUAAAAAUGAACAAUUUUCUCUCCAAGAUUAUGUUCAGGAAAAAAAGAACACAAUUUGCCACAAUUUGGGGACUCUGGAACAGAAGCCAGAUAUGUAGUAUAUAAUCUCCAUUUUAUCCUACCCCUGAUACAUUCAUGUAACUCCUGAAAGGAGGCCAACGUUAAGACAAUGACUGAGUCAGCCUUGAGAUCGUUAAGAUAUACUGUUGUCAUAACAAAGAAACAGUCCCUGCAUUGAGUCUUUUAUGUUCACUCCAAGUCUUGCUGGCUUCAGAAGAAGAUUAGAAUCAAAAUUAUACAGUCUUAUCUUACGCUUUAGAGUAAACUCCAGUGAACACAAUGUUCCUCAAUAAACUUGCAUAGGAUUGCAGUAUAAAUUGAAGUGACUCUUGGUCCCCAAACUGUAAAAGCUAUAUGCCCCAUAAGAGGAGCACAAGUAGCAAUUUUAAAAAGUGGGGGGUGGGGGAGAUAAACUCUAGAAAUAUCUAUACAAACAAAAAGGCACCGUUGCAGAAUAGUGUAAGACCUUUUGGAGUGUAUUGAGCGCUAUAAAUGAACAUUUGGAUGACUGUAAAAAAGCAAACAAGUUGUAAAUACUAACCUUUGUAGCAAUUACUAUUUAUUUGCAUAGCCUAUUUAUUAUGUUCUUUUUACAUUGUUAGGAACAAAGGCACUCUCGAGAUAAAAAGAAAAGGCUACUUACAUCUCUGCUGCACAGGUUUGGAUAAUUGUGAUGGCACUAUAAGAUAAAACUGUUGGCUGCUACUAGUAGUUGCUUGUAUUUUUGCAGCCCUGGUUGGUUUAAUUCUUCCCAUUUUAGUCUCUCCAGAUCAUUGUUUUUCAAUCUGCAUUAUAGGUAACAGAAAGAUUGUCCAAGCUAAGGUUAUUUGCCUAACUUCUCAGGGACAUACUUGUACUUAUCUAACAUUAUCAGCAUAUAUAAAAUACUCUGGUUUAACAAGAAUACAGUUGGCAAUGGAGACUUUUACAAGUUCAAUUGUUUUGAUUUCUGUAUAUAUCAUUGUUUAGCAUAUUUAUGAGAGCUAGCAAGCAAUAAUUUGUAUCUUAGAAUAAUAAGCAAUACAAAAAUAAAACUUGUAAAAGCAAAAUGUUACACUUAAAACUUUUUUUGAUAUGCUUUUCAAAAUACAAAUGAUAUUAACAAA